Molecule: messenger RNA, 1844 nt
Organism: Bursaphelenchus xylophilus (pine wood nematode)
Lineage: Eukaryota; Metazoa; Nematoda; Chromadorea; Rhabditida; Aphelenchoididae
Source: the annotation of a GenBank genome assembly
AUGAGCUUGGUAAUUCCCUCCUCAUCGACGUCCUCUUCCAUUUCUUCUUGUUCAUCGACUUCUUCCGGUUUAUCGACGACUUCUUCUAGGCUUUUCCGGUUUGCCAAAAAAGCUUCAAAUUUGAUCAAGAGCCCUGUGAAAUGGCCAUUGCGUGGGAAAUCUUGGAGUCCAGUCAAGGAUUUGGGCGAUUCUGAAGAGGUGAGGUUGAUUUUUUACUUUUUUUUUGAAAAUUUUGAGAUUUUGAUUCGGAUUUUUUUUUUUUGUAAAAUAUUUGAAAAAGCCUUUUUCCUAAUACUCCUAAAAGUAUUUUUUAACAUUUUCUAUCUCAUUUUAUACAUCAAAUUCUUCGUUUUUUUCACUUUUUUUUGAAAGUUUUGAGAUUUUUUUCGGAAAAUAAAAAAAAAAAAAAAAAUAUUUUUUUUGUAGAAUGAUCUUUUUUACUACUCCUAAAAGUAUUUUUUCCACUUUUUAUCUCUAAUUUUUAAUUUCCAGGCCAUUUCCACCGUAAUCCGCGCAAAAUCGAAAGAAGAAAUUCUCUUCGAACAAUUUGAUGUGUUGAUCCCAAACCAUCUCUACGCUGCGAUUCGAAGUCAUUUUGAGCAAUUUCCAGAGACUUUCCACUACAUUCCAAAUGAGGAUUUCUAUGGUAUUCGAUUUUCCCAAGGAAUGGGAGCCGUUGAAAUGUUGAUCCCGCUUUUUGAAGAGCUCACUACUGCUUUUACAAUGUUCCCGUUCGACAGGAUGAUCACUAAUUAUCAGGUAAACAUUGAUUUUUUUAUUUAGUUUUUUAUUUUUAUGAUUUUUUUGUAAUUGGUUUUUGCACGGUGCAGCGGAAAAUUUUGUCAAAAUUGCACUGUGCAGAAAAUUUUUGAGGGCUGAAAACAAUUUGAAUAACAAUUUUUGACAGUAAUUUUUGUAUGUGUCAGAGAUUUUUUUACCAACAAUUGACUGCACAAUUUUUUUUGGGAAUGUUGAUUUUUGCACCGUGCAGUAUCCAAAAUUUUUGGUUUUGCACCGUGCAAUGAAAGAUUUUGGCAAAAUUGCACCGUGCAGAAAUUUUUUUAGGGCUAAAAGAAACUUGAAUAGCAAUUUUUGACAGUAAAUUUUAUCUGUGUUGCAAAAAAAUUUCCAAUAAAUUGUCUCGCACUGUGCGGAAAAUGAAAAAAUUUUCCCGCACAGUGCAGAGAAAUUUUUUUUUAAAAAAGCACUAUGAGAAAAAAUUAUUUUAAACAGUGGUAAAUACUGAGUAUAUUAGUGACUAAGAAGACCAUUUUUCACUUUUGUCACUUAUUUUGACUUUCCUUUGCACAGUGCAGAAGUCAAUUUUAUUUCGCACAGUGCAAUAUCAAAAAUUAGAAAAUCCUGCACCGUGCAGUGAUUUAAAAAUUUUUUUUUGAAAAUCUCUAUAAAAUAGGGCCUGAAAUUUUAUCCACAAAAGAAAAAAAAAUUAAUUUCCCUGCACAGUACGAAAAAAAUCGCAAAAAUCCUUCCGCACCGUGCAAUUGAAAAUUUUCUUUUUUUUGCACAGUGCGGAGUCUAAAAAAAUGUAAAAAAAAUAUCAAAAAAUAUUGAAUAUAAAUUGCCAUUUAUUUCAGGGUACCUUCGACUUGGCCUAUGUUGUCCACCUCGCCGCAAUUUGCUCGUUUUCACGGCAUUUACGUUGGAGAAAUGCGUUCACUUUCGAUCAGAUGUUACAAGUUUUCCAGUCCCAACUUGACCUGGAUUUGAUUCAAAUUCGCUGUACAAAAUACCUUCGUCUCGUUCAGAUCAAAGUCAAGGAUGUGGAAGAGUUUGGCCGCGAGAUCCUAGAUCAAUUUUAUUACCAUUCCAAUGGAAAUAUUUGA